This is a messenger RNA of Ooceraea biroi (clonal raider ant), 2361 nucleotides long. It is a transcript of the gene ash2, whose product is annotated as set1/Ash2 histone methyltransferase complex subunit ASH2. The record is from RefSeq and is a predicted model, not a curated record. Gene Ontology annotation, molecular function: protein binding; transcription cis-regulatory region binding. NCBI's taxonomy places the organism in Eukaryota, Metazoa, Arthropoda, Insecta, Hymenoptera, Formicidae. Gene Ontology annotation, cellular component: Set1C/COMPASS complex.
GUAACACAAUUUGGAGGUUAGAUUUUUAUUGCUCUUGUUUAAUUGUUGACAAACAAUUGAAAUUAAGAAAACGACGAUUGUGGAUAUUCAAGAAUUUAUAGCCGUAGAACUGUCUAUGAUUGCACAUGAGCCCAACGAGCCAGAAGCAGCAGAAACUACUGAAGAGAAGAUGAAAGCAAAGCCUGAUGACAAAAGCAAGCAGAAACCUAAGCAGGAUGAGCCGACGGAAAAGCCUAAUGGACAAACCGGACAAAAUAACAACGAGAGUGGAAACUGUUACUGCGGCAAAGAGAGGAACCUGAACAUCGUAGAGCUACUUUGCGCCAGUUGCUCGCGCUGGUUUCACGAGUCCUGUAUUGGCUAUCAAUUAGGCAAACUCGUACCAUUCAUGAUGAACUAUGUGUUCAUGUGCAAGAACUGUUCUCCAACUGGUUUGGAAAGCUUCAAGAAGAACCAGGCACCGUUUCCACAGAUGUGCGCGACAGCAAUCGCGAAUCUGCUACAGAUGUGCCAAAAGGAGGGCGAGCAAAGAGCCCUCUUCCACAAGGACAAAGACAUAAUACCGUUCAUCGAUUGUCAUUGGGAGAGCAUGACCACGAUGCCUCGCAGAGUCACCCAAUCCUGGCACGCUACGGUUCAUAGGGCGUUACUCAAAGAUGUCGGAACGCUGUUUACGGUGGAUGAAAGCGCGUCCGAGGGUCAGCUCUUCGGCCUGGCGAGCUUUGAACUCACGUCGAUUAAGCCAAACUACGAAGCGAUGAUUAAAAAUGGUCACCUUCGAGCUACGGAGAUGGGACUGCAACAUGUCGUGCCACUUAGUGGAGGUUUACGAGGUCGUAACGCCAAGCGGAAGUUCCCGGGCGAGGCUGCGGGCGCAGGCUCCGGAAAGAAAGGCAGAGGAUCCGACAUGACCACUCCUAAGUUACCUGCUCACGGCUAUCCGCUUGAGCAUCCCUUCAACAAAGACGGCUACAGAUAUAUCCUGGCAGAACCAGAUCCUCACGCGCCUUUCAGACAGGAAUUCGACGAGAGCAGUGACUGGGCUGGUAAACCUAUACCAGGAUGGCUUUACCGCGCUCUCAGUCCGAGUACGGUGCUGCUUGCAUUGCACGACCGCGCGCCACAGCUCAAAGUGGCCGAGGAUAGACUGGCAGUCACCGGGGAAAAAGGAUAUUGCAUGAUCAGAGCCACACACAGUGUAAGUAGGGGCACUUGGUAUUGGGAGGCUACAAUCGAGGAAAUGCCGGAGGGAUCCGCGACGAGACUCGGGUGGGGACAAGAGUACGCGAAUCUGCAGGCACCUCUCGGUUAUGACAAAUUUGGUUACUCAUGGAGAUCCAGGAAGGGUACGCGAUUCCACGAAAGUCGAGGCAAACAUUAUAGUAACAAUUACAGCGAGGGCGAUACCUUGGGCUUUCUCAUAGCCUUGCCGGAUACGCAUGACGCAUCGCACAUUCCGAAUACUUAUAAAGACAGACCCUUGGUGAAGUUCAAGAGUCAUCUGUAUUACGAAGAGAAAGACCAGGUACAGGAGGCCCUCAAGGCUCUGCGACCACUGGCUGGCAGCAAGAUCGUGUACUAUAAGAACGGCGUUAACCAAGGCGUUGCAUUUGUUGACAUCAACAAAGGUGCUUACUACCCUGGCAUCUCCAUUUAUAAGAGCGCAACAGUGUCGGUGAAUUUCGGGCCGAAUUUUAAAUCCCCGCCAACCGAUGUUACAUUCAGAGGUAUGCAUGAGAAAGCGGAGGAGGCAAUAGCCGAGCAAUCAAUGGCAGACAUGCUUUACCUCACCGAGAACGAAGGGAAACUAAGAUUGGACACGUUCGUGUUGUGACAUUAGUGUAUCUUUUUAUUUUCCUCAUUUUUCCUCGUUUUCUGCAUUAUGCCGUUACAAUUGCAGGAUUUGGCACAACGUAUGAUCUGAAUCAAAGGAAAAGGUCAAAAUCUUGGGAGUUUUUAUCAGCAUUUAUUUGCAACUUUAUCACAAACAUUUCAAUAUUUUCCAUGUAAUGAAUACUAAAUUCAAAAAAAAUGCAAUGAGGCGAAUGUUGAAUCUCAUUAAUGACUUGAUCUUUUUUUGUAGCAACAAAUUACGUCUUAAAUACAACUGAUCAUCAUAUUGUUCAGCACAAAAGUCUGCAAUUAACGAAUUCAGUGCAACUGCAAUUUCUGAGGUAAUACUCGAGAAAAUAAAUCGUGAAGUUCACGUAUAGUUAAUAAAAAAAAUUAAUAUUUAAAAUAUUUCAGUUAAAAGUUUUCAAAUAAUUAUUGAUAAUUUUAUUGAACUGAAUUCUCAAGUUUUUGAUGGAUGUUUGAUUUGUACUUUGAUUAUAAUUGUACAAAAUUAAAAUAUUUUUUAUU